Molecule: messenger RNA, 763 nt
Organism: Asparagus officinalis (garden asparagus)
Lineage: Eukaryota; Viridiplantae; Streptophyta; Magnoliopsida; Asparagales; Asparagaceae
Product: APO protein 4, mitochondrial-like
Molecular function (GO): RNA binding
Source: RefSeq, a predicted model, not a curated record
ACUAAAAUAUGAUGGUAGUUCGUUUAAGCUGCCCUGUGCUUGGCUUAUGACCUGUUUUAAAGAACUCUACCCAUGUUUACCUGAUAUAUCUGUUAUAUUGCUCUUUUUAAGGUACUGUCCCGAGGUAUACAUUGGUAGCAGGGGCCACCAAAUCAAAAGCUGCCAUGGCUUCAAGCGUAUCAAGAAGGACCGGGAGCAUAGAUGGAUCGACGCCACUGUUAAUGACAUCCUUAGCCCCGUUACCUUCCACCUCCAAACCAUGUUCCAGCCAACGAUAAGCCACGACCAGCGUUUUGACUUCGAUCGCAUCCCUGCAGUCCUCGAACUCUGUUUCCAAGCCGGAGCCAAAGUUUCAGAUGAAACCUCUUACAACCUAACACUAGAUACAAAAGAAUUGUAUCAGAUUGGUCAAGAGACUCUGGAUGCAUGGGAAAAAGUUAGGGAUGGAGUUCAGAAGCUCCUGUUUGUGUACCCAGCCAAAGUUUGUGAGCACUGCUCAGAGGUUCACAUUGGGCCCUCAGGUAAUAAAGUUCGCGCUUGUGGGGUUUUUAGGUAUGAGGGGUGGCGUGGGGCCCACCUGUGGAGGAAGGCGGGGGUGGAUGAUUUGGUGCCUCUGAAGGUUGUGUGGCACCGACGGCCUCAUGAUCCUGAGGUGCUUGGGGAUGCUGGACGGGGGUAUUAUGGUCAUUCCCCGGCUGUGGUGGAGCUAUGUAUGCAGGCUGGUGCUAGAGUGCCAAAGAAGUACUUCUGUAUGAUGAAGCUG